AUAUUUUUUAGUGAUUUGUAAAUGUUGAGUAAGUGUUUGUUUUUUAGGCGAUAAUGUUGUAAAAGCAAUAUGUUUUUAUAAAAGAAUGUUUACAUGUUGCCUUCAUCUUGAUUCAUCUUUUUUGGGACAUCAUUACCCAAUCCUUGUGUUUUUUGACAAAACGAGGUAGAAUUUCCUACCGGAUAGGUGAUCCCUAGCUACAAACCCAGCAUUUUUUGUGUCACAAUAGCUCCCUUUACGCUGUUUCCUCUCCCCCACCCCCUCCCCCUCCAAAAAGUGUCAUAUGCCAUAUUUCUAAAACGUAUAGUUGUAGUUUCUUUCCAUAUUUAUCUUAUUAAUUUGUUUUAUGAUAAAUGCAGAUCCAAUAUCAUACAAGAUAGGAUUCUUUGAAGAUAAAGAUCAGUGUGUGUGUGUUUUUUUUUUUUUUGAGGAUAAAGAUCAGUGUACCCAAGGAUGAGUUCAUCCGGUAAUUGGAUAUCUAUUGAGCACAUUUCAAGCUGAGCCUUGUUUACGGCACUAUUGCUAAUUCUGCUAAUUAUGAUAAAUAUAAUGAAAUUUGGUAAUUCACAAGCAUAUCUCAAGGUUUUGCAACAACGGUUUAUUUCAAUCAUCCAUUUGCUUAGCAACCUGAGAUUCGAAUUCAAUUAAGUAUGCAUAAUUAUAGUGCAUGCGUGUCCCCCUACCUUUUUUAAAAAGGGAUUUGGUCAUUACAAAGGUUGAAAAUUAGAAAGUUCCACUUUUGCUAGUUUUGGUGGAAUUAUUGCAAAUCUUAUCCACAUACAAAAUAGAGAUGGAUAUUGACCCGUCAUACCAAGUGCAUGUAUAUAAGCAGAAGGCCAUGAUAGGGAAGCAAGCUCAAAAUAAGGAUCCAUUAGAGUUAUAUUCGGGAGAUCAUUACUAGAUUUAGUGAAAUAAUAGCAAAUAUUAAACUAUUUCAAAAACAAAAAGGGAUAUUGGUGCAUGUAUAUAAGCAGGAGGAUGUAAUGGGGUCGGCAAGUGGGAUAAUUGGAGGUAAAAGUCCUUUAGGGUGACAUUCGCGAUACCAUACUUGUAGCCAAUUUGAAGCCUUUGAUCUCAUCAAGGUUACAAUGAAGAAGGAGGUGCUGAUCGUGGGAGCUGGUCCAUCAGGCCUUGCCACUGCUGCAUGUCUAAACAUGUUCUCCAUUCCAAACAUCAUACUAGAGAAAGAGGAUUGCAGUGCUUCUCUUUGGAGAAAGAGGGCAUAUGAUCGUCUGAAGCUUCACCUUGCCAAGCAAUUUUGUGAGCUGCCGCACAUGCCUUACCCUAGCACGUUCCCAACCUUCAUACCCAAGGAUCAAUUCAUCCAGUACCUAGAUAACUAUCAAGCACGUUUCAAGCCGAAUAUUGUAUAUUGCACUGUUGUUGAUUCUGCUAAUUAUGACAAAUACAAAGGAACAUGGAGCAUAAUGGCUUGUGACAAGGUCACAGGGGAGGUCAAAGAGUACACGGCAAAGUUCCUGGUCGUGGCCACCGGAGAGAAUGAUGAAGGGAUGAUACCGGAUAUCCCGGGUUUGAAGACCUUCUCUGGGGAGGUCGUCCACUCUUCUUUUUACAAGUCGGGGGCUGCUUACACUGGCAAGAAUGUUCUAGUUGUUGGAAGCGGUAACUCAGGCAUGGAGAUUGCUUAUGAUCUCUCAAACUUUGGAGCAAAAACCGCCAUCACCAUCCAAAGCCCGUUCCAUGUGAUGACCAAGGAGUUGAUAUACAUGGGGAUGGUUUUAGUAAAAUACCUCAAUGUUCGUUUGGUGGACACCUUACUUCUUAUGCUUAGCAAUCUUAAAUAUGGAGAUUUGUCUAAAUAUGGGAUUACAAGGCCAAAACUAGGCCCUCUCUCUCUUAAGAUUGCGACCGGUAGAUCAUCAGUUAUUGAUGUUGGUACUGUAGCAAAGAUCAAAAGUGGUGAGAUUCAGGUUGUCAAAGGGCUAUCAAGCAUACAAGGCAAUGAGGUACUUUUUACCGAUGACAAGUCAUAUCAGUUCGAUGCAAUAGUUUUUGCAACCGGCUAUCAAAGCAAAGUAAAAAGUUGGUUAAAGGAUGAUUUUGGUCUCCUUGGCCAAGAUGGGUUUCCUGUAGCAAAAUUUCCAAACCAUUGGAAAGGAGAAAAUGGGCUAUACUUUGCAGGGUUUGCCAGAAGCGGAUUGGCCGGAAUCUCCAUGGAUGCAGAAAACAUUGCCGAUGAUAUAAAGAUGGCUCAUGAUUGCUGUGAAUCAGCUUAGUCCCUUCAACAUAGAACCGAAUUGACGUACCCACAACUUGUGUCUCAUAUGAUGAUGAUGAUUAUCAGUAUCGCCAUAAUCAUUAUUAUCAUCAUCAUUGUUAUUAUUGUUGCUAUUGUUUCAAUUCUUACUGCUAUCAUAUAUAGCUUGAAGAACCUAUAUAAAAAUAAUUUGGGAUUUGCUUCGAUGCACUUUUUUUGUUUCAAAUUCCUUCAUUCAUAUAAAGAGGGGUAAAGAAGAGAAUUUAUACGUUAAUUGGUUUAGUAGGUUACCAAUUAAGAAUUUUUCAAACCAAAAAAUCCUUCAAUAUAUGAUCUACCCAUUGUUCUAGAGCUAUAGGAUGUUGUUGAUGAUUGAGCACUAUCAUCAUCGUCGUUGUUUUAGUUGUUGUUGCUGCUAUAGCUGUUGUAUAUAGCUUGAAUGGCAUCUAUAAAUAUAAAUUAGAAUUUGCUUCAUUUUUUAUUUCAAUUUCCCCAUUCAUUUAAAGAAGGGUAAAAAAGAGAAUUUAUAUUAACCCAUCUAAUAGGUUACCAAUUUUAAGAAUUUUUAAAUAAAAAAACCUUAGAUAUCAGAGAAAGAGAGGAGAGAGAGAAAGAGAUUAAUAUGUGUUUUUAUGUAAGAAAGAUAAUGAGAGAGAGAGAGAGAGAUUGUGUACAUAGAAAGGGGGUAAUGGAGACAGAGAGGAGGUGAAUCAGGCAAACAUAUGCUAGAGUGCUAUGAGAAGUUCUAAUCAGUACUUAUAGGGACAAAAAGAGUUUAAUCGACCACAUUAUAUAAGAGUUAGAAUUUGAAUCCUACAUAUAUAUAUAUAUUGAUCCGGGGAGAUAGAAAAUUAGUUAGAAAGAAUGACUUGAUGUGGAUAAACCCUUUGUUGGUG
Phoenix dactylifera (date palm) is the source of this 3114-nucleotide messenger RNA. Its product is annotated as putative indole-3-pyruvate monooxygenase YUCCA10. The record is from RefSeq and is a predicted model, not a curated record. NCBI's taxonomy places the organism in Eukaryota, Viridiplantae, Streptophyta, Magnoliopsida, Arecales, Arecaceae. Gene Ontology annotation, molecular function: N,N-dimethylaniline monooxygenase activity; NADP binding; flavin adenine dinucleotide binding.